AUGGAUCCAGGUACACCAGAUUUUUCUCUUGAAGAACGACCCACCGGCGAACGUUGGGAUCCUCUAGGUGCUCCAAAUGACGAAGAGAGUGAUCUUGACUUAGACAAACUAAGUUUCGAUUGUGACCAGCAUCAAUAUUCUUUGGAAAAAAUACGAAGUCUAGAGGAAGAACAAGAACUUCUAAAUUCUUCAUUAUUUGCCUUGACUACCCAUUUUGCACAGGUACAAUUUCGGUUACGCCAAGUAGUUAUUGCUCCUACAGAAGAUAAAGAGGAACUUUUAAAGUCUCUUGAAGAAUUUGCUUUCAGAGGAAUUCCAGAUGUAGGGCUAGUAAAAGAACGUAUGGAUGAAGCUAGCUUAGCAGAAGCUGUUCGGUUAAGGCGUACACAACAAAAAGAACUGAUCAGUAGACUGAAAUCUCAACUGAGAGAGCUGGAACAGUAUGCCUUUGAAAACGGAGAAGCAGGAGUUCCCCAGGAUGUCUUAUUGGAACGGCAGCGUGUUAUUUUAAAUGAGCUCAAGACAAAAAUGAAUUUAGAGCUUGAUGAGCAAAAUUAUCAUCAGAUGACUCAAGCCGAUGUCAGCAAACAAAUAAGUGUAGCUCUUGAUCAACUAGUGAGUCCACUUCGCGUUAAAGAACAUCUUGUCGCACAAUUGAAAACACAGGUUGCUGACUUGGAAAGAUUCAUAAGUUACUUACAAGCCGAUACAAAGCAUAUAAAAUGCUCAUGUGGUUGUUCUUAUCAUGCUCUUAAACAACCUUAUAAGAGUGAAACUACAUUGGGUUUAAUACAAAAAACUGCUACUAUUUUACAAAUGUUUGCCGUAUUACAGUUGGGUUGUGGCUCAAAUCAUUUUAGAAAAAACGAUUUGAAAAAAACCAUGAAAGUAAAUCAUUGGGGUGAUUUACGGGCAAAACUCGAAAUGGCAGUGGCUAGGGUAAGAGAACUGGCAGAACAAAGCGAAGAUAAGGGUACUCAAGGUGACUACAGCAGUGACUCAGAAUCUCAAACAAUUAUGUGCAAUGUCCAACUCACUACAGCUGUGCGAAAAUAUUUAGCAAUGUGUAUAAGAGAUCUUAUCCAACAUGGUGCAACUUCAACACAAAGUUCUAGUCUCGUUCCGUUUAUCGGGUGUUUUCCUAGAAGAAGCUCUCUUAUUAAUACUCAAAUACAUGCCUGGGAGAUUAUUCUAGAGUAUUAUCACAUGAAAAAUGGUGAGAAAUACAAUUCGACCCCAGCAAGAAAGUUGUCUCAAAGUUUUAAUUUGGACAUAGCUGGAGCUGCUCCUUCCUCAAACAAACACAAUAUGCUUUGUUGUAUUGGCAAUAUUAUUUCCACACAUACCCCAUAUAAAAGAAGUUUUGAUUCUCAUUUCAAAGCAUUUAUUUGUGCCGCUUUGAAUGCUAAUAAACUUGUUCCCUGGUUAAAUCUAAUUUUCACUUGCAAUCAGUUGAUGAAGAUGCAUUACCAACCUUGGAGCUAUGUUGCAAAGACAGGUUUCCAAGACAGUCUAAAAAGUCUCGACACCUUAUCAGGGUAUAAAUUUGAGCUGCCUGUCGAUCUCGCAAUUAGACAAUUUCAAAAUAUUAAAGAUGUAUUUACUUAAUAUUUAGUUACACAUUCUAGUCAUUCCUUACCAUUUUAGUUUUAAGA
This is a messenger RNA of Anoplophora glabripennis (Asian longhorned beetle), 1655 nucleotides long. RefSeq names its product RUN domain-containing protein 1. The coding region runs from base 1 to 1608 and encodes 535 amino acids. NCBI's taxonomy places the organism in Eukaryota, Metazoa, Arthropoda, Insecta, Coleoptera, Cerambycidae. The transcript has 7 exons. The record is from RefSeq and is a predicted model, not a curated record.